AUGGAUCUGAUGCCAGGAGUGUUGCGGAAUACGCAGAAUUUGAUCGAAUUGAUGGAGAGCAUGGGGCCGGCUGGUCAUCUACUGCACCAACUGCAGGAUGAAAAGGCUGCGCAACUUGACACCAUGAUGCAAACGGACACAAUCCCGCUCAGCCCGCCGGCCAAUUUCGAAAACCUGCACAAACUGUCCACCGCCUCAGCCCCUGCUUCGGCAAAUCCAAGCCAAACCAACCUCACCGAACAGAAAAACAUGGCGCUCGAGAAUCUGGAGCGACCAUCGCUGUCUUACAAGGAUUUGAUCAUUGAAGCCAUUGAAAGCAGCCCCGAGAAGCGGUUGAAGCUCAACGAGAUCUAUCAGGUGAUCCGCGUCCUCCACCCCUACUACCGACUACGCCCUGACCAAUGGGGAUGGCAAAACUCAAUCCGGCACAAUCUAUCCCUCCAUGAUUGCUUCGUUAAGCUACCACUGAAGCAAACAUCCGCCAGCGGUGUCGUUGGUCACUUCUGGACGGUUGUUCCGGAACUCGCCGACAAGCAGACCCUCCGGAGACGCUCAAGGCCAACCCCGAAGGCCCCCGGGUCGCGAUCUGCAGGAGGACGAGCGCAUUCGGCGCGUGAAGCACCGACAACGGAAGAUCUUGGAUCUGCCACGUCGAGCGAUGCUUCGCCGUCACCAUCGUCGGCCACUUCCUUCUCGCCCCCAACGGACAUCCCGAAGCCGUCGCCGAUGUACGCGUCAGAUCUGCUUGGGACGCUCUUCGGAGAGUUGACAAAGUCACUGCACACGCAGGUCGCUUUCAACAACUAUGCUACAAACUUCUACCAACAAGGUCUGCUCAGCCAACUCGCGGCAAUGGCCCAGCAGCAAACACCUCCUCCCACCCCAGUCACGCCAUUAAUGCCUGGCCUGGCGUCUCCGGGAGCCCUGCUCUCAUCCCUCCACAUCAAUCCCCUCCUGGCCCUAUCAUCAUUGGCCACUGGUGGCGUACUUCCACCUCAACCCGGCUCGCCAAUGACCCAUUCCACAGCUACACUCUACAACACCAGCAACCUCACACCUCCAAUUAUUUCCCCGAUCGCUCGAUCCCCCUCAAGCCCAUCCAACACCAUCCCCACACAGCUCUCGAUGGUCCAAGACACAAAUUAUGUCAUC
Molecule: messenger RNA, 1152 nt
Organism: Mesorhabditis spiculigera
Lineage: Eukaryota; Metazoa; Nematoda; Chromadorea; Rhabditida; Rhabditidae
Source: the annotation of a GenBank genome assembly